ACCAGGACUUGGUCGCCGCCAUGCUGGGCUACAGCUUCGUCACGCUCGACGACGAGCAAAAGGCCACCAGGCGCCAUCUCCUGGAUCAAUACGCCAUCGUAGCCCAGUGGUCUGUCCUUGUUCCUCUUCUCCUACCCCAGCUGGCUUUCCUUGCGCGAUGGGCAUUCCGAAACUGUACUCCGGAGCGACCUCGUUCUCCGCACCCACAAGCGACCAGCCGCAAUCCAAAAACUUGCAUCGCGCGGGUGGAGCAAGCCUACAACCAGUUACGAUGGUGGGCAGAUGAGCCCAUACGUCGAGGAUGGUUCACCAAAGGUGAAACUCUUCUAGGGCUGAUGUGGACCGCUUGGCUUUUCUUCCUCUGCAUUCACAAGACCGGCAAUGAUUAUCUUCACCUUACCAAGCGCUUCGGCAUCGUGGCGGCCUCCCAAUUGCCACUGCACUAUCUCCUUGCUAUGCGUUCCUCUCAUUCCCCUAUUCAACUGCUGACCCGACUCUCCUACGAGCGUGUUAUCAUGUUGCAUCAGAUCUUUGGAAAGAUUCUCACCUUCUUUUUUGCUUUGCAUGCUGGUUUCUACUUCAACUUCUUCCUUCAGUCAGGACUUAUCCAGAAGCGUAUCCGGGAAGUGGAUGUCAUCACCGGACUUAUUAGCUUCAUAAUGUUUUCCGUCAUGAGCACCACCGCCCUCGGAGUCAUACGGAAGUGGAACUACCGCGUCUUCUACACGAUACAUGUUUCAACGGCCAUCAUCGUAGUCGACGUGCUCAUCUGGCACGUUCAGCACCUGCGCACUUAUGUGUUCGAAGUGCUUGCCGUUUGCAUACUCGCCGCCAUUCUCAAAGGCCGCAAAAUGCACCAAUUUUCCGGGACCAUUACCCUGAUACCAGGAACUAAUCUGGUCCAAGUCGCAAUCCCAGUGCCAUUUGAGAAGGAUGCAAAAGAGUUGUCACCUGGCCAGCACGUCCAUUUGAGCAGACCACCCUUAGGCCAGCUCUCCCUUAGCGCCGUGAAUUCGCUUGUCAUACGGCGUCGCACCAAUCCCUUCACAAUUGCCUCCUUGCCCUCCAAAGACAAACAACUGCUCUUGGUUGCGCGCACUCUCAACGGAAAUACUAAGCGGCUCGUGGAACUUGCCAAAUCGCUACGCGCACAGUCAGAUGCCGGUGCCGCACCUGUGAGCAUACCACUGACGAUUGAAGGCCCGUAUGGCGCAUCGUCCCGCUUCCCCAAUUUUCGCGAGUUCGACUACGUCUUGUUGGUUGCCGGUGGUGUCGGCGCGACCUUUACCAUACCAAUGUAUCGUGCCAUAGUCGAGGCAACGAAUGUUGGGGAAAAUGACCCUGUCAUCAGAGCCCGAGUCAGGUUUGUGUGGGCUGUGAAACGGCUCGCAGAAACGCGAUGGGCGUUUCCUAAGCACUCUGGUGCUGGUGUUGAAGUGUCGGAUGAUGAACAUGAGCGCCCAAGAAAGUCGGUAGAGGUGUUUGUGACACGCAGUCCAUCUGACGGGGAGCGCGAUGAUCAGGGUCUUCUGGACGACCUUGAGCUUGCGGAUGGUGACACCUUGCUCCAGGAGGACACGGAAAAGGCGCACGGCAUGGUCGUGGGACAUGGACGCCCCGACCUGCGUGCUAUUGUCGAUGAGGCCUUCACUAGCUGCACCGGCAAAGUCGCAGUUCUUGCCUGUGGGCCUGAGAGCAUUAUCAAGGAGUUGCGGCAGUGCGUCAAACCUUGGGUCUUUAGGCAGAGAGAUGUGUUUUGGCAUCAUGAAUCAUUUGGCUUAUAGAUGAGGUUUGAAUGCAUAGAUUUUGUACAAACCAACCGAACCCGGCAGGCAUGCUAGUAACCCGAGAGAACGUCUAUGGAUGGCAACAAGCAUAA
Molecule: messenger RNA, 1879 nt
Organism: Aplosporella prunicola CBS 121167
Lineage: Eukaryota; Fungi; Ascomycota; Dothideomycetes; Botryosphaeriales; Aplosporellaceae
Exons: 1
Coding region: 21-1784 (587 amino acids)
Biological process (GO): copper ion import; intracellular iron ion homeostasis; iron ion transport
Cellular component (GO): plasma membrane
Molecular function (GO): ferric-chelate reductase activity
Source: RefSeq, a predicted model, not a curated record